Molecule: messenger RNA, 579 nt
Organism: Chanos chanos (milkfish)
Lineage: Eukaryota; Metazoa; Chordata; Actinopteri; Gonorynchiformes; Chanidae
Gene: npm2b
Product: nucleophosmin/nucleoplasmin, 2b
Exons: 8
Coding region: 1-579 (192 amino acids)
Biological process (GO): positive regulation of DNA replication; chromatin remodeling
Cellular component (GO): cytoplasm; nucleoplasm; nucleolus
Molecular function (GO): histone binding; RNA binding; chromatin binding
Source: RefSeq, a predicted model, not a curated record
AUGUCUGUCAGCGAAGUAAACAAAACAGAGAAACCACUGUCCACGCUCUGGGGAUGUGAGCUCAACGACACAAACAAAGAAGAGGCCUUUAAGGCGGAUGAUACCAACCUUCAACAUCAGCUGGCACUGAGAACGAUGUGUCUCGGUCAUACUGCCAAAGAUGAGUUUAAUAUAGUGGAGCUGAUUACGGGUGAAGGCAAAGAAAAUGGAAAGGCCAUUCCCAUCGCCACCCUGCAUGCGAAGUCAAUGCCCACGGUUAACCUGUGUGGUUUAGAUCUGCAUCCUCCGGUGACGUUCAGACUAAAAGUUGGCUCUGGGCCUGUAUUUAUUGGAGCUGAACACGUUGCUUUGGAGGAAGACUAUUCUGAUGAAGAGGGUGAUGAGGAGAUGGAUGAUGAAGAGGAGGAGGAGGAAGAGGAUAUUGAAGAAUCACCUGUGAAAAAAGUAGCCAAGAAUGGUGGCGCAGUUAAAAGAAAGAAGCCAGAGAAAGCAGAUGAUGAACCCGUGUCGGAAGGUGAAAAUAAUCCACCUAAAAAGGGAAAAGGAAGAGGCAGAAAGCCAUUAGUCCAAAAGGUGUAA